AUGCACACUCUUGUCCUCCUUACCACUGCACUCGCGACGCUCACCUGGGCUAGAGACCCAGUUGAAUUGAAGCCAUUCGACUUCGACCCAGACUAUGAGCUCGACAAUAGUGACUGUAAAGCUUCGGAGGACCUGAAGUCUUACUGUCCAAAGGAUUCAACAUUUUGCGUCAGCAAUGCCCACUACGGUGUGCUCUGUGAAGAUGACGAAGGGAACUACUAUGAACCUCCCAACGAUGGACCUGAUUAUCAUGCAUGCGACUUGGAAGAAGCUGAAGGAAAAAAAAAUAUCGUAAGCUUCACAUCUGUUCUCACAGACCUCCCAAAGCACAUGGCCUCGCACUGA
Cercospora beticola is the source of this 345-nucleotide messenger RNA. RefSeq lists its product as uncharacterized. The record is from RefSeq and is a predicted model, not a curated record. Lineage: Eukaryota; Fungi; Ascomycota; Dothideomycetes; Mycosphaerellales; Mycosphaerellaceae.